ACGCAGAGACGGAGGGCGAGAAACCCAGGAGCUCCUGGCCCUGAUAGAGUUAGAGUAAGAGGUAACAAGUAGAGGAAAACGGCGUCGCAUAAGCCAAUUUGUCCGCACACUGGUAGCCUGGUUCUUUCACCAUCUGUUCGCCGUAAUUUCUUCGAUUUUGCCGUUGAAUUCGAAUUGAGAGCGGCUUUUAGAUGAGUCGUUUAGGGUUUAAAUCCGCUGUCUAUCUUGGGGAUGUCUGUUUGGGAGAGCUUGAUAAUGUCCCCGUGACGGACCAGAAUUUCCAGUUCCCGAACAACGAGAUUCGAAUCCAUUACAUAUCCCCGCUCAGCGACCGAUGUCCUCCUCUUUCAAUUCUUCAGACAAUUUCUUCGUUUUCUGUUCGCUGCAAACUGGAAUCCUCGUCGCCUCAGGAACAGAAGCAGUUGAUCGAUCUCCAUGCGUCUUGCUUUCAUGAAUUGAAGACGGCGGUUGUGUUAGUUGGAGACGAGGAGAUCCAUUUAGUUGCAAUGCCGAGUAAGCAGAAGAAGUUUCCAUGCUUUUGGUGCUGUUCCGUGCGCGCAGAUCUUUAUAAUUCUUGCUUGAGGAUGCUGAAUAUGCGGUGCCUUGCAAUUGUGUUUGAUCUUGAUGAGACACUUAUAGUAGCGAACACCAUGAAGUCCUUUGAGGACAGGAUCGAGACUCUACGAGGGUGGAUUUCCCGUGAAACUGAUUCGAUGAGGAUAGCAGGGAUGUCAGCUGAGAUGAGACGCUACAUGGAUGAUCGAGCGCUGUUGAAGCAGUACACUGAGAACGACUGUGUUGUGGAUAAUGGAAAGGUGUUUAAGAUUAAACUGGAAGAGGUUACUCCACUCUCUGAUGACCCGGAGAAGAUUUUGCGGCCUGUCAUUCGAUUGCCAGAGAGGGGUACUGUACUCACUCGUAUCAAUCCUGAGAUUCGAGACACCAGUGUGCUUGUGAAGUUACGACCUGCGUGGGAAGAUUUGAGAAGUUAUUUGACUGCAAAAGGACGGAAAAGGUUUGAAGUUUAUGUUUGCACUAUGGCCGAAAGAGAUUAUGCCUUGGAAAUGUGGAGGCUUCUUGACCCAGAAGCGCACCUUAUAAAUUCAAAUAAACUCAUGGACCGUGUUGUUUGCGUAAAAUCAGGCUCGAGGAAAUCUUUGCUAAAUGUCUUCCAAGAUGGUACGUGCCAUCCAAAGAUGGCGAUGGUGAUUGAUGACCGUUCUAAGGUUUGGGAAGACAAAGAUCAACCCCGAGUUCAUGUGGUUCCAGCAUUCACUCCUUACUAUGCUCCUCAGGCGGAGAUAGCAAAUGCUGUUCCAGUGCUCUGUGUGGCAAGAAAUGUUGCAUGUAAUGUUAGAGGUUAUUUUUUCAAGGAAUUUGAUGAGAUUUUAAUGAGAAGGAUCUCUGAAGUUUUCUUUGAAGACGAGGUAAUCAAUUUACCUCCUGCUCCAGAUGUGAGCAACUUUCUGAUGUCAGAGGAUGCAAGUUUUGUUCGUAAUGGAAAUGGCAAUGCCCCUAUCAGUGAGGGUGUGAAUGGUCCAGAAGUUCAAUGGAGGUUAAACCAGUUGGAUGAGAAGUACAGUAUGGAACCACCGACUCAAUCUAUGACAAAUAAUCCUGAAUUGAAAUCUGAAACCUCUCAGCCAGCUGUUGCAGUUAUUCCAAAUGUUGCUGGCCCUGCAUCUUCAACUGCACUCUUUCCAUCUCAGAAGCCAAGUUUGCUCGGACCUCUAAUUAAGGAGAGUGACAAUGAAAUGAAGAGAAGACUUCCUGCCAUGAAGCAUGGUGUGGAUUUGAGGAGUCACAAUUCAGGGCAACCUCCUCUGCUAUCUAGAUUACCUGCACGAGUAUCAAUCUCUACCCAGCCACAUGGGGGCUGGUUGGAAGAAGACGCCAGCAGAGUGCAGCUUAACAAUCGGCCUUCAGGAUUUGUUCAAGAAUCAAAGCUGCGAAUUCCUCAGAAUUCAUUUGGUCCAAGUGCAGCUUCAACUUCAAUUGAUUUGCCCUUGCACUUGUCCCAAGUAAAGGGUGAAGAGGCAGGUGCUGGACAUGAAGUGCCCAAACAAGGUCUUCCUCAUGUCAAUCAGCUAUCAGAAGUUGGUGUAUCUCAGAUUCAUGCGUCUACUAGUUAUAGAGAAGUCCAGAAUGAAGCUGUAAAGUCUAAUAUCUUGCUAUCCCAUUCAUCUAUUGGAGUUUUACUUGAAAUUGGACGAAGAUGCAGCUCAAAGGUUGAAUUUAGGACUGUUUUAAGCACCAGUAAGGAUCUGGAAUUUUCUGUUGAGGUUUUGUUUACUGGUGAAAAGAUAGGUGUAGGAAUGGGCAAGACAAGAAAGGAUGCUCAACAAGCAGCAGCUGAGGUUGCCCUUCACAGCUUGGCAGAAAAAUAUGUAGCAUAUAUCAAACCUCAUUCUGGAGCUGUUGACAAAGAUUUCAAUAAGCUUUCAUCUGGCAGCGAAAAUGGAUUUCUGUGGGACACUGUCAAUCCUGGAUCAUAUGAACAAGAUGGGUUGCUCGAUGAAGGUAAUCCUGAGACAACUGAAGUUGAAACUGGGAGUACCUCCUCCAAUUUGGUCAAUCAACAAGUCCAGAAGCGUGCAAAUUCUCCAAGGUAACAUCCGAUUGUCGCAAUCUAGUCCUAGUAAACGAUACAAGGAACACGUAGCGCCUGGUUCACAAAGCCCAUCCUAGUUCCUAGUCAUAGAAACAGAAUGAUGGGCAUUGUGUUUCAUGAAAGACCAUUUGAAACCUCCAAUUUGACGCCUUAAGCUUGCAGUAUUCGGCUUAUACAGACAACAGAGGUGAAGAAAUUCUCAUUAUCCUUCUAUUUUAACCUUUAAAUGGGAAGAUGGGCUAUAUUUUUGUCAUUGCCCUAGUUUUUCGUAUACUUUAGAUGGCAGAUUGCAGGAUCCAGCAGUCCAUUUUGUACUCAUCCUUUCUUAUAGAAGCCCAUUUGAUCUUCAGUUGAUCAGCUUUUGAUACAAUUGAAUUUGCAUUUGCCAUUCUGAAUUUGUUUGACAAUAUGAUUAAAGGUAUUAUCAAUGCAACUAAGCCUAGAAUUGAUUGA
Tripterygium wilfordii is the source of this 3064-nucleotide messenger RNA. RefSeq names its product RNA polymerase II C-terminal domain phosphatase-like 2. NCBI's taxonomy places the organism in Eukaryota, Viridiplantae, Streptophyta, Magnoliopsida, Celastrales, Celastraceae. The record is from RefSeq and is a predicted model, not a curated record. Bases 192 to 2612 code for a protein of 806 amino acids. The transcript is spliced from 16 exons. Gene Ontology annotation, molecular function: RNA polymerase II CTD heptapeptide repeat phosphatase activity.